UCCAAACGAAGCAGGACCGGACGAGGCUGCAGUUCUCAAUUUCAACACUUUCUACUCUAAAGCAAUAGGGACGCUCGCAAAAGACACGAUACAUGUACAGAUGAUGAGAAUAAUUUCGUGAAUUCCACAUAAAUUCCAGACGAUUAUUUUCUCCCCAGCGAUCAUGGACUUCGCGGCGCUGAUGUCCAAGGAGAUUUCCAAGGGCAAAUCUACCUCCGCAGAACCUUCCAAAAAGUACAUGAAGCGCUCAGAAAUUGAGGCAGAGAGGCGCGAAAAGUAUCAAGCCGAACAACGAGCAAUCGAAGCCGAGAAGGAAGCAAAGCUCGCGCAGAAGCGGAAACGUGAAGACGAUGAAGCAGAGGCAAAUCGAGUACGAGAAGAGAAGAGGCAAAAACUUGCUGAGGAAUCUAGGAGACGGAGAGAAGAGCAAGAAGCUAAGGAGGAGGCAGCAAGGAGGAAACGAUUGGGUCUGCCGGAUCUAGUGAAAGAAACCAGUGAGGAGGUCGAGGUCGAUGAUAUUAAGGACGAGGAGCUGGUGGAGAAGCUGAGGGAGAUGGGACAACCUGUUACGCUGUUUGGGGAAAGUCAUAAACAAAGACUACGGAGAUAUAGGAAACUGGGUAUAGUUAUGACUACUGGCCCAAUACCGACAUCCCUGGAAUUGGUGGAGGAGAAGGAUAUGAAGGUCGAUACGGUUCCUAAGGACGAAGAAGGAAAGAAGUUCCUGUUCAGGCAGCUAGCUUCGUACUUCACAAUGGUGUUGACAGAAUGGGAAUCUGCAUUGCAGCAAGAGAAGAGAGAUACGUUUGCAAGCAAGGCAGCAUACAAUGCUAUGGUCCAGAGCAAGGAGAACAUGACACCAUUGUUCCGAAAAUUCGAAAAAGGUGACCUUGAUGAGGGCGUCCUAGAGCCAGUGGUGGAAAUCGUCAAAGCAGCACAAGAAAAGCGUUACGUGGAUGCCAACGAUGGUUACCUGCGUCUAAGUAUUGGUAAAGCUGCCUGGCCUAUCGGUGUUACUAUGGUUGGUAUCCACGAGCGUAGCGCUCGAGAGAAGCUUCACGAGAGUGAUAAGGGGCAUGUCAUGGGGGACGAGGUCACGAGAAAGUUCUUGCAGAGUAUCAAAAGAUGUCUGAGUUUUGCACAAGUUAGGUGGCCACCUGAAGAUAUUAGACAGCUGAUGGGUUGAUAAAUGUAUUCGAAUUGACAAGCUUCCAUCCAAGUUUAUGCUUAAUCAUUGAGUAUACUUCGAG
Messenger RNA from Mollisia scopiformis, 1250 nucleotides. RefSeq lists its product as uncharacterized. The record is from RefSeq and is a predicted model, not a curated record. Gene Ontology annotation, biological process: RNA splicing; generation of catalytic spliceosome for second transesterification step. Gene Ontology annotation, cellular component: U2-type post-spliceosomal complex; U4/U6 x U5 tri-snRNP complex; U5 snRNP. The coding region runs from base 164 to 1186 and encodes 340 amino acids. Lineage: Eukaryota; Fungi; Ascomycota; Leotiomycetes; Helotiales; Mollisiaceae. The transcript is spliced from 2 exons.